Molecule: messenger RNA, 1347 nt
Organism: Ailuropoda melanoleuca (giant panda)
Lineage: Eukaryota; Metazoa; Chordata; Mammalia; Carnivora; Ursidae
Product: rab GDP dissociation inhibitor beta-like
Exons: 1
Coding region: 1-1347 (448 amino acids)
Biological process (GO): protein transport; vesicle-mediated transport; small GTPase-mediated signal transduction
Cellular component (GO): cytoplasm
Molecular function (GO): Rab GDP-dissociation inhibitor activity
Source: RefSeq, a predicted model, not a curated record
AUGAACGAGCAGUAUGACGUGAUCGUCUUGGGCACCGGCCUCACGGAAUGCAUUCUCUCUGGCAUUAUGUCUGUAAAUGGCAAGAAGGUCCUGCAUAUGGAUCGCAACAGUUAUUAUGGAGGUGAAAGUGCAUCAAUCACACCCCUGGAAGAUCUGUACAAAAGGUUUAGCCUGCCGGGGUCCCUCCCGGAGUCGAUGGGCCGAGGAAGAGACUGGAACGUGGACCUGAUUCCUAAAUUCCUGAUGGCCAACGGCCAGUUGGUCAAGAUGCUUCUCUACACAGAAGUCACUCGCUACCUGGACUUCAAGGUGAUUGAAGGAAGCUUUGUCUACAAGGGAGGGAAAAUCUACAAAGUUCCUUCGACUGAGGCAGAAGCACUUGCAUCCAGUCUGAUGGGCUUGUUUGAGAAAAGGCGCUUCCGAAAGUUCUUGGUGUGCGUGGCCAACUUUGAUGAGAACGACGCCCGCACAUUUGAGGGGAUCGAUCCCAAGAAGACCACCAUGCGUGACGUCUACAAGAAGUUUGACCUGGGCCAGGACGUGAUUGACUUCACAGGCCAUGCCCUGGCCCUGUACAGAACAGAUGACUACCUAGACCAGCCUUGCCAAGAAACCAUCAACAGGAUUAAACUGUACAGUGAAUCUCUGGCAAGAUAUGGCAAGAGCCCCUACCUUUAUCCUCUCUAUGGCUUGGGAGAACUCCCCCAGGGAUUUGCCAGGUUAAGCGCCAUCUACGGAGGCACCUACAUGUUGAACAAACCGAUUGAAGAGAUCGUCAUAGAGAACGGCAAGGUGGUUGGAGUGAAGUCAGAAGGGGAGAUUGCCCGUUGCAAGCAGCUCAUCUGCGACCCCAGCUACGUCCCGGAGAGGGUGAAGAAGGUGGGCCGGGUCAUCCGGGUCAUCUGUAUCAUGAGCCACCCAAUCAAGAACACCAACGAUGCCAAUUCGUGCCAAAUCAUCAUUCCCCAGAACCAGGUUAACAGGAAGUCAGAUAUCUACGUCUGCAUGAUCUCCUCUGCGCACAACGUGGCCGCCCAGGGGAAGUACAUCGCCAUUGUGAGUACAACAGUGGAGACCAACGAUCCGGAGAAGGAGAUCAAGCCAGCCAUGGAACUCCUGGAGCCCAUCGAGCAGAAGUUUGUCAGCGUCAGCAACUUGUACGCACCGACCGACCUGGGCAGGGAAAGCCAGAUCUUUAUUUCCCGCACCUACGACUCCACCACCCACUUCGAGACGACGUGCGAUGACAUCAAGGACAUUUACAAGCGGAUGAUGGGGUGCGACUUUGACUUUGAGGAGAUGAAACGCAAGAAGAACGACAUCUACGGGGAGGAUGAGCAGCAGUGA